UUGGUAGCUCACACAAACAAGCUGACUUAAGCAACAACACGAUAUAUUCACCAAGAGAAAAUACUUUUCAAAAAAUAUGAAAUUGCAAUUGAUAAUUACCUAUCUCGUCAUUCUCAACUCCUCCACUGGCCAAAAAAUGGAAGUAGCACCAACGUUGCGUUUAUCGCAAAUAGGAAAAGCAAUGAUCGAACAGCGCACGCCUAACAGAGAGACAGCCUUCGUACACAGUAUAAAUGCCGCAGCCGUCACGUAUUUCUUAACCAGGGACUGUAGGAGAGGCAUCUUUAGGAAUUGCGCGUGUGUGCGACAGACGGGCCAAGCUGGAGAAUGGCGGGGGUGCAACGACAAUGUCAAGUUUGGUGAAGUGCUUUCCAAACACUUCCUAAACGCCCGCCAUGUGGACAAGCGCAAGGCCAGAGCGGUCAUCCAUUUGCACAACAACGCUGUUGGGCGCAAAGAUGUUAAGAAGACUUUAAAGCAACAGUGCAAGUGCCACGCCGUGUCCGGCGGAUGUUCGAGCAAAAGCUGCUGGAAAACACUGCCACUGUUUUCCGAAAUAGGAGACUACCUUAAAGCAAAGUACCAAGAAGCUCAAAAAGUCCGUCUGCAUACCAACAAGCUUGUUUUGAAACUUCCUUCCCGUGUGUUUGCACCGCUGACCAAAAAAGCCCGUCGCAGCCUGGUCUUCCUAAAACCCUCUCCAGACUACUGUCACCGCGACACAAAGAAAGGGUCAACCGGUGUGCUAGGUCGAGAAUGUAGCAGCGAUAGCCCAAAUUACUUGGAGUGCAUUCAGAUGUGUACGUCUUGUGAUUUUCGAGUGGAGAAAAAGUUAGCCGUCAGAAGUAGCAAAUGUAAAUGUAAGUUUGUCUGGUGUUGUGACAUCAAGUGUAGCGAGUGCAAGAAAUUGGUUGCUGUUGCGAAUUGUGUGCGCUAAUUGAAUAUAUCUCAGAGAAAAAAUAAUUGUAUCCUAUCUCCUUCUAAAGUAUACGUCACAACUUAGAAUAUGUACAAAGUCAGAACGAUAUGGAAUGUUGU
Molecule: messenger RNA, 1038 nt
Organism: Nematostella vectensis (starlet sea anemone)
Lineage: Eukaryota; Metazoa; Cnidaria; Anthozoa; Actiniaria; Edwardsiidae
Product: protein Wnt-8b
Exons: 3
Coding region: 77-937 (286 amino acids)
Biological process (GO): neuron differentiation; cell fate commitment; canonical Wnt signaling pathway
Cellular component (GO): extracellular region
Molecular function (GO): cytokine activity; frizzled binding
Source: RefSeq, a predicted model, not a curated record